CGUUAGUGUAGUUGGACGUGCAUAUAUAUGGCGUGGAGCUGAAGCAAAAAAUAAACCCCACAAAAAUCGUAGUUAACUUAAGUCGAGGUAAGUAGCAGAGAGAGGUCACCAUGCCUACGGUGGUGUUGAUGGACGUGUCCCUCUCUAUGACGCGCCCGGUCUCGCUGGAAGGCACGGAGGAGUACCAGCGCAAGAACCUGGCCUCGCACGGGUUAACGAUGCUGUUCGAACACAUGGCCACCAACUACAAACUGGAGUUCACUGCUCUUGUAGCCUUCUCGUCACUCUGGGAGCUGGUGGUCCCUUUUACCAGGGACUACAACACACUGCAGGAAGCACUAAGCAAUUUGGAGGAUUAUGAUAAGACGUGCCUGGAGGCGGCUCUUCAGGGGGUUAGCAAUGUCGUACAACAGGAAUGGGGGGGUGCCUUCCCCUGCCAGGUAGUUUUAGUAACGGAUGGCGCUUUAGGGAUUGGAAAAGGCUCCUUGAGGCACUCUUUAGCGACUUUGAAACAGCGCGGAGAAGACAAGAAAUUUCCACUUCCUUUCCCGUUCCCUUCCAAAAUCCACAUCAUGUGCAUUGCUAAUCAAGAGGAGCUUCAGAACACAGAUGUCUUGGAUAACCUUGAGCAGCUGAUAAAUCUGAACAAUGGAGAGGGACAGAUCUACACUGUUGACGGCCCAUUAUGCCUGAAGAAUGUGCAGUCAAUGUUUGGAAAGCUGAUAGACCAAGGCUACUCCCCUUUCCAUGCUGUGUUGAAGUGUGGGAACCUGGCUUCAGACGUGCAGGUCUUUCCCAGGCCUGAGCCAGUCCUCAUUGAUGAGGAAACUGAACCUGUCCUUAGAACCAUUAAUACAGAUUUGGAAAUUGUUGGGUUCAUAGAAAUAGCUGAUAUUUCUAGUCCACCAGUCCUCUCCAGGCAUCUGGUUUUACCCAUAGCAGUAAACAAAGAAGGUGAUGAGGUUGGUACUGGGAUCCCUGAAGACACUGAAGACGAGAACUCGGCCAAUCAGAUCGCUGGCAAAAGCCCAAAUUUCUGUGUCCUGCUACAUGGUAGCCUCAAAGUGGAAGGCAUGGUGGCGCUGGUCCAGCUGGGUCCUGAUUGGUACGGGAUGCUGUACUCUCAAGCUGAUAGUAAGAAGAAAUCCAACCUGAUGAUGUCGCUGUUUGAGCCAGGUCCUGAAACCCUUCCUUGGCUGGGGAAAAUAUCUCAGCUUGGACCCAUUUCAGAUGCUAAAGAAAAUCCCUAUGGAGAAGAUGACAGCAAAAGCCCUUUCCCUUUACAGCCGAAGAAUAAGCGCAGCUACGCGCAGAAUGUUACUGUGUGGAUCAAACCCAGCGGGCUGCAGACCGAUGUUCAGAAGAUCUUGAGAAAUGCCAGAAAACUUCCAGAGAAGACACAGACAUUCUAUAAGGAGCUGAAUCGCUUGCGGAAGGCGGCUCUAGCGUUUGGGUUCUGGGAGCUGCUGAGCGGCGUAGCGGAGCUGCUGGAGCGGGAGUGCACUCUGCUCCCUGACACCGCCCAUCCCGAUGCAGCGUUUCAGCUCUCCCACGUAGCACAGCAGCUCAGACUGGCCAGCACGGGGGACUCGCAGUACGCAGCCUUCACCCACAACAUCACACCCAUGCCGACCGACUUCUCGGGCAGCAGCAGCAGCGAGCGGAUGUAGCUCUCUGACACUGUUUGAAUUAAAAAGUCAUGACCGCCUAAGGAAAUACAGCCUUCUGUACCAGAAAAUGUGUGACUGAACACAUUUAAAAAAAAAAAAAAAAAAAAAAAGUAUUACAUAUUUUGACAUUUUGUAUAGUUGUCCUUUAGGUUGUAAACCAUGUUUUAGUUCGGGCAAAAACCUAGAAGUCAAACAGUGUUAAAAUACUGCCUCAUAAUUACCUUUCCUGCCACGAGUUUUUUUUUAUGUUUUAUUACAAAGCAGAUCUGUAAAUAGUACUUGUCAAAUAGGUUGGUAAAUAAAAUUAAACUAAUAUUUGCCUUUGGUUUAUUUCCUAACAUUGGAUACACGCUCAUUACUAGGGCCCUGUGUUUUGCUUGCUUGUUUUUUAACCUGUAAUUUAGUCCUACAGCCACAAGUUGUCGCUAUAGCCUCCACAGUAAGCUAUGUAAUGAGCAAUCAUUAAAAAAAAUCAUCUCAUUACAUUACUUUAUCAUUUUAAUUGCUCAUCCCUCUACUCUGCAAAGUAUAUAUUAGCAGAUUAAUAAACAGAACGCUGUAGAUGGCUACUGACCUUUAUUUAACCCUUACAUCCCUGUAAAUAAGUAUAACAGGAUUUUAAAAGGAUUUUUUUUUUUCAAUAUUAUUUCAGAGAACUCAUGACUGUAAAUACAUCACAUAUAGGUUUUAAUUUACCGGUACAUUUUUACAUAUACAAUACAUUUUGUUGAUAUGUGAAUCUCACUGGGCACAAAUACAUAGUUUGUCAACAGAAGAGAAGAUGUAUAUUUAGAUUUCCAGUUUCGGUCAGCGAUCCCUGAACAGUAUAGAUAUUAUAACUAUUGGAAUCUGGGCAUUUGAUAGAUUCUGUAACAUUUAUGUAAGCUGUGUUUAUUUAUUGUUUCUUUGUUUUGAAUAUAAUUUUCAAAGCGUUGUUCAUAAGAAGCCCAUAAGAGUUUAUGUUUGCAUGGAAGACAAUAAAUAAA
Messenger RNA from Polyodon spathula (Mississippi paddlefish), 2656 nucleotides. Its product is annotated as integrator complex subunit 14. Gene Ontology annotation, cellular component: integrator complex. NCBI's taxonomy places the organism in Eukaryota, Metazoa, Chordata, Actinopteri, Acipenseriformes, Polyodontidae. Gene Ontology annotation, biological process: snRNA 3'-end processing. The coding region runs from base 111 to 1670 and encodes 519 amino acids. The record is from RefSeq and is a predicted model, not a curated record. The transcript is spliced from 12 exons.